Messenger RNA from Mytilus californianus (California mussel), 7509 nucleotides. RefSeq names its product transmembrane prolyl 4-hydroxylase-like. Gene Ontology annotation, molecular function: L-ascorbic acid binding; iron ion binding; procollagen-proline 4-dioxygenase activity. NCBI's taxonomy places the organism in Eukaryota, Metazoa, Mollusca, Bivalvia, Mytilida, Mytilidae. Gene Ontology annotation, cellular component: endoplasmic reticulum. Bases 1 to 1227 code for a protein of 408 amino acids. The transcript is spliced from 10 exons. The record is from RefSeq and is a predicted model, not a curated record. Gene Ontology annotation, biological process: peptidyl-proline hydroxylation to 4-hydroxy-L-proline.
AUGCAGACGUUUCUACUUUCAGUUUUAAUAUUCACCAAUUAUUUCGAAAUUUAUGAUUAUAGUUCCACUGAAAAUGAAAAGCAGUAUUGCUUAACGCUAAAUAAUGAAGUUAAAUGCGAAAACUUGUCAAAUAUAAAACUGUCUAGACUUGACGGCCUCGAGUCAGGUCAUAUACAGAGCAUCAAAACUGAAGAUGGAAGAAAACUAGAAAUGAAAACCCUAAGUCUGACGCCUUUGAUAUUAGAAAUUUCAAAUUUUCUCACCAAAAAGGAAUGCAAACAUCUGAAAGAAAUGGCAACAGAAGAAGGCUUGCAGUCUAGCGAAACACAUAACUGGGACAAAAGUAACAGAUUUAUCUUACAAGAUAAAGACAAUGACAAAAGACUUAGUCUAGAGGAGAUGAAGUUAACAUUGAUGGGUGGUUUUGAUGUACACUUAAAUAAAGAAGACAUCUUACAAAUGUACAAAGAAAUAAAGAUAGACAAGGACAAUGAUGAAUACAUAACACAAUCGGAAAUGUCAAGCUUUUCCCCAAAGCAUUUUGAGCUUUAUUUGAAUACCUUUUUAAAGACACAUCCAGAGAAACAUUCCCGUUACAGUAGACAAGUAUGGCUUAAACCAGAUACCUCUGAUGAUGAAGUGUUUAACAGAAUUAUAAACAGAGCCUCUACUUUGGUUGAUUUACCUGUUGAGUUAUUGAAACUAAGUGAUUUCCAGGUUGUGAACUAUGACAUAAAAGGUCAUUAUCAUGCACAUUGGGAUUCGUCUGGGCUAGACAAAGCAACACCAUGUUGCGAUAAAGUUAGAAAGAAUAAUUGUAGAAUUUGCAGAUACAUGACAAUAUUUUUCUAUCUGAAUGAUGUCGAAGAUGGUGGUGGCACAGCUUUCCCUGUUGCAAACAAUGAUACAGUUGAUAUAGGGGAAAUUACCAAGCAAGCAUUGUAUAACCUAAAUGAAAAAUGUGGAUCACCAGGACUGAAAGUGACAGCUGAAAAAGGAAAGGCAAUAAUCUGGUACAAUCAUUUUGUUGAUCCAAAAUCUGGGUGGUUAGGAGAAAAGGAUGAACAUACUUACCAUGGAGGAUGUCCUGUGAAGAAAGGUGAAAAAUGGGUGGCUAAUUUCUGGAUCAAAGUCACAGAUGAUAAACAGGAUGAUCUGGCUAAAAUGCACAAGUAUCAGCAGUUUUUAUCAAAGAAAAAGAAGAAAAAAGGAAAAGAUGAAUUGUAAUAUUGUCAGAUAUUUUGGUCAUCAGUUUUUGGGGUUAUCAAUCAUUCUAUUUACUUUAAGAUUUUAGGUCAGUUAUAUGAUCCCACCGUAAGUGUUUCCUUUUUUUCUUUCUUUUGUUGGUUUGUCAGGUUUGGUUUAAGGUAAUUUACCAUGAAGUUGUGGUCACAGCAACUUUAAACUUUAAACUUUGUACACAUGUUGAUUAUGAUAUAGACUUUUAAAGAUACCUGUACAUGCCAAAUAAGGAUUUUGAUCGAUUUUCACAGUUGGCUCAACAUGGAAAUGUGAUAAUGCACGUGGGGCAUUGUGUUCUAUGGAAAAACAUUCUUUAAACAACAUUCAGAAUUACUAAACAUGAAAUGAAAAUUAAUUUAGUAAGUGCUUUAUGAAAUUAUCUUGAUUUUUUUGUUUCAAACUCAAAACAUACAUUAUUUUAGAUUAUCUUUACAUACUAGAUUGUGCAGUAAACCAGUUAUAUGAUUUUUCUUCAAUCAGGUUUAUGUUUAAAUAAUUUUGGAAUCUAACAGCAUGCAUAAAUUCAGGCAAUGUUAUGGAUUUUAUAAUAAAUACUGCUAAUAAUGUAAAGCAAAAUUUUAUAACAACCUGUAUUGUUCAAAGUAAUACAUAAUUCAUUCUUUGACAGUCAUAAUUUGCUCAUGAAGGUAAAAAAUUAAUUUUUGCUCAACAUAGAUAUCUGCAAUUGUCAUUUUAUGAAAUGGAUAUUUUCUUCAAGAUUUAUUAUUUUAGUUACUUGUAGAUGAUUUUUCAAAAUAUGAUGACUUUCUUUUAUAAACAUAAGUGCCUUUCUUGUGUAUGAUAUAUGUAUUUAUUUUCAGAAGAUAGUUUUAUCCCAAAUAAUUUUUAAGAUCUACUAUAUGGAUAUAAGUUACUAUGAAACACAUUUUAUUGAAGCAAAGAUCUACUAUAUGGACCUAGGUUACUAAUACAACACAUUUGAUUGAAGCUUUCAUUUACUGUAUCAUUUUUAUAAGCCAGUUAAAUGCAUUUAAAGUUUUAUUAAGUAUUUAAAUGCAGUACUGGUGUAUCAUUCAUUUGAUUUUGUAGAGCAUUGGAUGAUGCAGACUUGUACCACUGGUAGUGUAUCUACUAAACAUAACUAGGUCACUGUGUCUUACUCUCCAUAUAUACUGGCUCUUAUUUGGUAAGAUAAAAUACCAUGUGACCUACAUUUGAUACAUUACUUAUACCCACAUAUUUUAAGAAAAAAAUUAAUAUGUUGCCGUAUUAUCAAUGGACGUACAUGUAUAUGCAAAACUUGUAGUAUGGUUAUAAAACAUCUAGUCAUAACAUUAAUCACAUAAAGUGCAAUAGAAAUCUAGUUGAAAUCCAGAUAUGCCUGUUUAUUUUUGUUAGGUACCAUUUCUUUUCUUAGAUAGUUAUUGGAACAGUUCUGAAAUGUUUAUGCCUACUAAGUCUACAUAUUUCUUAAAUUUUUAUAUACAGAGUCAGUUGGGGGCCAACCCAUGUUUUUUCCUGUACAGAGUCUGUUGGGGGUCAGCUCAUGUUUUUUCCUGUACAGAGUCUGUUGGGGGUCAGCACAUGUUUUUUCCUGUACAGGGUCUGUUAAGGGCCAACUCAUGUUUUUUUGUGAACAUGGGCCAAUCAAUCUUUUUCUCAUUUGUUUUUGAUUACUGAAAGCUUUAUACUAAAAUAAUUUUGUUUUCACAAAAGUUCAUUUGAACCUCUCCCUUGAUAUGUAAAUCCUAUGAUUUUAAAAAGUAUCCUGUGGCUGAAAUUGAAAUUCUAUAAUUGUAAGUAUAUAUAUGAUAUGUACAUAACAUGCUUAACCCUGCCACAUUAUGUAUGUGCCUGUCCCAAGUCAGGAGCCUGUAAUUCAGUGGUUGUUGUUUGUUCCUUUAUAUAAUACUUGUUUUUCUUUUGAUUUUUUUGUACAUUAAUCAGGCCAUUGGUUUUUCUUUUGAUUUACGUUUUGUUAUGGUGGGGCCUUUCAUAGCUGGCGAUGCUGUAUGGAUAUUAUCAUUGUUUAUCGCUGUACAGUGACUUAUAAUUGCUGACAUCUACAUCAUUUGGUCUCUGGUGGAUAGUUGUCACAUUAGUAAUCAUACCAUAUAUCCUUAUUUUAUACUGAUUAGUAUUCUAAAAGUAAAAAGGUGAAGCUGCUUCACACCCCAGGCAAAAAUGUAAAUUGUUCGAUUUUUUAAUUAGAAAUUAUCAACUAUACAUCAAUACAAGUAAGUUACUUAAAGUAUUAAAAUUAUUUAUUCUGCAAAGGAAUCAUAAGUGAAAGUUUUGUCCAUUUCUUAUAGCAAAUUCAGGAAGAAGUAGGGGUAUGUUGUUGUUGUCUGUAGACACAAUGUAUUUUCACAAUAACUUGAUAUAAUUUAUAUGUGACAGAACUUUAUCAGAUUUAAUAUGUUUCUUUGCACAAAAUUUAGCCUUUUUUUUUAAGAUUUUGGAGUGUAUGCUUCAACUGUUUCUGAAAAUGGUCUAAAGGAGACAAAAACAGUGUUUUCAUUAGUACAUAUUUUUGUAUUGAAAUGAAAUUUUUACUUUCCAUCAAAUGUUGAUGCAUUUCCCCCUUAUAUUCUCUAUAAAAUUCUCUUACCUUGUGUAUGUUGAAAGUUUACAUGUAACCUGUAAAAGUUUUAGAUAUAGGGUAGAUCCCAAAUUUUUCACCUUGUUAUAUUUUGUUUGAUUUUAAUACAAUUUUUCCCUUUUUGUGAAAUUUCUGCCUGUUUUUUUUCAGUCAGGUAUCUGCCAUUUUAUAUUAUAUGUCCAAGCUUAAAGAGACAGGGAAAACACAUUAAAAAUUGCUGUUGUUUCGUGUUGUACUUUGAAAAGUUUUUUUAUAAUUUGAAUGUUGAUCAGGGUAAAUCGGAUAUUUUUGUUUAUGUUUUGUACUUGUUAACCACAAUCAUGGUACAGUUGAAUUGUUAUUGUAUUGUCUUGUUGUCUACUUUUUUGUAAUUUUAGAUAUGGUAAUUUUAAGAUGUCAGGCUCAUCUUGAUUAUGAGCUGUCCUUAAAGGUUUUUAUGAUAUGAAUAUAUUUUUUUUUUUCAAAUUGAAGAAUAUUAUAUUAAUAUUUAAUAAAAUGCUUCGCUGGGGCGCAGCUUGAUACGACCGCAGAGGUCGAACCCUGAACAGUUGGGGCAAGUAUGGACACAACAUUCAAGCUUGAUACAGCUCUGAAUUUGGAUUGUUAUUAAAUAUUUGACACAGCAUAGGUUUCUGACACAGAAAGUAUGUGGUCUAAGAACUUGAAUUUUUUUAAUUUACCUAUUAUGGUCCAAUGUCCAAAAUCAAAAUACAUGGUUAGAUUCAGCAUAUCAAAGAACUCCAUAUAUUCAAUUUUUGUUAAAAUCAAACAAAGUUUAAUUUUGGACCCCAACUUGGACAAACUUGAAAACUGGGCCCAUAAUCAAAAAUCUAAACACAUGUUUAGAUUCAGCAUAUCAAAGAACCCCAAGAAUUCAAUUUUUGCUAAAAUCAAACUAAGUUUAAUUUUGGACCCUUUGGACCUCAAUGAAGACCAAUUUAAAAAACGGGACCUAAAAUUAAAAAUCUAAAUACACGGUUAGAUUUGGAAUAUCAAAGAACCCCAAUAAUUCAAUUUUUGAUGAAAUCAAACAAAGUUUAAUUUUGGACCCUUUUGACCUCAAUAUGAACCAAUUUGAUAGCGGGGCCCACAAAUAAAAAAUCUAAAUUCAUGGUUAGAUUCAGCAUAUCAAAGAACCCCAUAUAUUCAAUUUUUGUUGACAUCAAAAAAAGUAUAAUUUUGGACCCCAACUUGGACCAACUUGAAAACUGGGCCCAUAAUCAAAAAUCUAAACACAUGUUUAGAUUCAGCAUAUCAAAGAACCCCAAGAAUUCAAUUUUUGUUAAAAUGAAACUAAGUUUAAUUUUGGACCCUUUGGACCUCAAUGAAGACCAAUUUAAAAAACGGGACCCAAAUUAAAAAUCUAAAAACACGGUUAGAUUUGGCAUAUCAAAGAACCCCAAUAAUUCAAUUUUCGAUGAAAUCAAACAAAGUUUAAUUUUGGACCCUUUUGACCUCAAUAUGAACCAAUUUGAUAGUGGGGCCUACAAAUAAAAAAUCUAAAUACAUGGUUAGAUUCAGCAUAUCAAAGAACCUCAUAUAUUCAAUUUUUGUUGAAAUCAAACAAAGUUUAAUUUUGGACCCCAAUUUGGACCAACUUGAAAACUGGGCCAAAAACCUAAAAUCUAAAUACAUGUUUAGAUUCAGCAUAUCAAAGAACCCCAUAUAUUCAAUUUUUGUUGAAAUCAAACAAAGUUUAAUUUUGGACCCCAACUUGGAACAACUUGAAAACUGGUCCCAUAAUCAAAAAUCUAAACACAUGUUUAGAUUCAGCAUAUCAAAGAACCCCAAAAAUUCAAUUUUUGUUAAAAUCAAACUAAGUUUAAUUUUGGACCCUUUGGACCUUAAUGUAGACCAAUUUAAAAAAAACGGGACCCAAAAUUAAAAAUCUAAAUACACGGUUAGAUUUGGCAUAUCAAAGAACCCCAAUAAUUAAAUUUUUGAUGAAAUCAAACAAAGUUUAAUUUUGGACCCUUUUGACCUCAAUAUGAACCAAUUUGAUAGCGGGCCCACAAAUAAAAAAUCUAAAUACAUGGUACGAUUCAGCAUAUCAAAGAACCCCAUAUAUUCAAUUUUUGUUGAAAUCAAACAAAGUUUAAUUUUGGACCCCAAUUUGGACCAACUUGAAAACUGGGCCAAAAAUCAAAAAUCUAAAUACAUGUUUAGAUUCAGCAUAUCAAAGAACCUCAUAUAUUCAAUUUUUGCUAAAAUCAAACAAAGUUUCAUUUUGGACCCUUUGGACAUUAAUGUAGACCAAUUUGAAAACUGGACCCAAAAUUAAAAAUCUAAAUACACUGUUAGAUUCGGCAUAACAAAUAAAUAAAUGUGAUCAAAGAUUUUACAAAUCUAAUGCGCCAUACUGUGCAAUUAAAGAUUACUUCUUGAAAUUUUUCAAUAUUUGAAAUUUGAAAAAAAAAUAAUAUUUGAAGAAUAAUUCUUUUUAAUUUCUGAAAUCUGAAAUGAGAAAAAAUUGGCCCCCCACAAUUUCUUUUUAUCCCCCACCCCCUUUUUCCCCCAAAAAAAUUCUUUCCCUCAAGAUAUGGUCAUAAUCUCAAUUCAAAUUUCCAAUGGAGUUGGCAACCAUAAUUACCCAUUUAAAUUUACCAUAGUGCUAACUUAAUCUAUUUUAUAAUAGAAUUAAUAAAAAUAUAGUGUCAAAUCUUUCAUAUGGAUUUUUUUGUAAAAAAAAAAGAUGAAAACAUUUGCAGAUAUUUUUACUGGUCUUCCUUUAUAAAUAUGCAUUUCUUUAAACAUAAUUUAAAAGCAGUGUAAGGGAAGUAACCAAAACGUUGUAUUUGGAUUACCUCCCUUACACUGUUUUAAAUUAUCUUUAUUGUUCAUUAACCAUUACUUUAUACAUAAUUUAAAAGCAGUGUAAGGGAGAUAAUUUCAAUGAUGAAUUUGAUUUAUCUCCCUUACACUGCUUUAAAUUAUGUUUUGUACUAAAGUAUUUGUCCAUUAACCAGGACAACCUUGUUUUUCCCCCUUUUUUGCCCCUAAUUCCUAAACGGUUUGAGCCAUAACCCCCCAAAGCAAAUCCUAACAAUCCCUUUGUGGUAUGGAAACUUGUAGUAUAAUUUCAGAGAGAUCCAUACACCGUUCCACAGUUAUUGUCUGGAAACUAGAAAAUGCUCAUUUUUGGCCCCUUUUUGGCCCCUAAUUCCUUAACUGUUGGUACCAUAACCCCCAAAAUCAAUCCCAACCUUCCUUUUGUGGUAUUUAACCUUAUGGUGAAAUUUCAAAAAGAUCCAUUCACUUAAACUAAAGUUAGAGUGCGAAAACCAAUAUGUAUUCGGACGACGACGCCGGACGACGACGACGACGCCGGACGACGACGACGACGACGACGACGACGCCAACGUCAUACCAAUAUACGACCACAAAAUUUUUUUGCGGUCGUAUAAAAACUAAGAAAGAGAAAAAAUACCUGUGAUCAUUUUAUGAUUUGUAAAAUUAUCUGAAAUCUUGUUAUUUUUCUCUUCUUUUUUUUCAUGCCUAAAUUUUUAUAAGUGACUGCUGAUAUUUUAGAUAGAUUUUUACAUGCAAUGAAGCUAUUCUUGUUCUAGUCAUAGUGUAGUAUUUAAAAUAUUUUUAAACGUUGUGUAAUAACUAUGUAAAUCAAAAACCAAUUUGCAUUAGAAAUUUUAUAAGUUGUUACUUUUACAUUUUGUUGUAUAGUAAAAAUAAAUACAUUCCUCUCAUAA